CGCCUUCUCGCUCCUGCCCUCAAGGGGCCCCAUUAGCGUUCCGGCGCUAUGGCAACAGAGUCUGUCCGGAGCGCUCCGGGCCUAGCCAAGCAACGCGUCCGGUGAAGGGCCGGAACAGGGUCCCGCCCUCCCCCCCAUUCCCUGUUCAGUCCGCUCUUCUCAUCUAACAGCUGAAAGACAAGGCGGCCUGUAUGGCGCCUUGCAAGGGUUUCGUUUGCGUUCUGGAGCUGCACAUCCGCACGGUAACAUGUCCAGGUGUUGCACUAAAAUCCAGAGAAGAUGUCUAUGUCAGUGCAUGUAUUUUUGGACAACAUAAGAAAACUUCAUGUGUUCGUGCAAUAUUCCCCCUGAUAUUUGAUGAGAAAUUAAUGUUUGAAAAAGUAUAUUCUGAUGUAGUUGACCCAGGAGAUCUUAUUGAACUUUUUGAAACUGACACAUCGGUGGUUCAGUUAAUUCAAACUGUUCCUCCAGUUAAAACAUGUAAUUCACUUUCAGUGGGAGAAAUUCUAGCCAAUUAUGAAGAAAAUACAAGAGAUUUCCUUUUUCCUGCUCCUAAGUUUAUCCAUCAACCACGAAACUCAGUUCGUGAGGUUUUAAUGAAAAAGGGCUAUGAUUUUAUAGGAAUUGCACCAAAACUGAAGUUUCAUACAACUUGUGUUAUUUCAGACAGUCUGUUAAGUUCACCAAAAGUUCAGAAGCAGAAGCAGGAUAAUUUAGAUGGACUGUUUCAUUCAUCUACAGAAGGAAUGCGACAGAUCAAAUCUUCAAAGAAGAACACAGCUUCACCUGAGAGAAAUAGGCCCUCUUUAGCAACAAAGAGUUAUGAGCAACCCACAGUAGCAUCUCUUUCUCGAUCUCCUUCUCCUUAUACAAAGAGACGUAUGUGUGAGCUUCUGCAAAUCAGACAACGCCUGGCUCACUUAGACCUAGGGCCAUUUGAUUUCAGGAAAGAAACAGACAGACCUCCAUUUGUAAUUCGUCGUGUUGAAGAGUUGACCCCCUCACCUCAGGUUCAUACUUGGUGUCGUCCUAAGGAAGGAGCAGCCUAUGAUCCUAGUCUGCUUGGCAGUUACAGACCCAAAAAUACUAAAAUUAUUGGAUCGCAUCAUGAGAAACACUUUGAUUGUUUUCCUGACACCUAUGAUGAGCACUUGAUCACAAAAAUGAGCAGUAGGCAGGUUUAUUCAGAUCGUCUAUUAAUACAUUCAGCACCUGCAUCGUUGCAGAAUUUUUUUUCAACUCCUGUGAUAAAUCGCUCAUCUCUUAGAGAAAGGUUUUAUACAGGUUGGAACACACCAGUAAAUGGGGAUGAGAUUCAUAAACGAGUGAAAAGUAUUUUAAGAACGCACAGUGCAAGGCAAAGGCUAACAUUUGAUGAGACUUCUUUGUCAAAGGAAGAAUCUGCUAAGACAAGAGACUCCACUGGGACAAGAGAUUUCAGAAAAAGAGAUGUUUCACAUACAGAUUCUUUAAACAGUAAUUUUCAGAACAGGUACUUCCCCAGUGCUCCAGGAUUUUUGAAAGAUAUGAUGCAAUGGUUCUGAGAUAACAUCUUCCAGCUCCUUCGGAACUUUGAGUCAGAUCCCAAUGAUUUAUAUUCGUCAAGGUCAGAUAGGUGUUCUCUUAUCAUUUUCUUGCUUAUUUUAAUGUUUGUUUCUAAUUCGUCUUUUGCAGUAUUUUUUUUGGCAUGUUGGGCUGUAAUUUCUUUUUGUGUGAAGACUGAUGUGAAGAAUGAGUUAAGCAGACCAGUUGCCUCAUGAAAAAGCAUCUUUGGGAUGCUUAAAGAAGCAAAUAUAGACUGUCACAAAGCUCUGAUUAUAAUGUUGGAAUGUUACAGAAAGUCAGAUUGUCUGCCAAGUAUUACCAUAAUUUGAUUUUUCUUCAUAUUUAUUCCAGUAUGGAGAAUAGUGCUAGAGGAACUGAGUGUUGACAUACCUACCUUAUAAAUCACAGGAAACUUCACACUAGGGAUCUCUAACCCCCAAUGUUGUAACUUCUUGUUGCACUUUAUUUUCUACCUUGUGUUAAUGAAUCAGUACUCUGAAGAGCUUGGCAGAGUCAUGGAGACCUGAGGUUUGUGGCCAGUGUGCCUUCCUAAUUUCUCCUUCUAACUAGACCUCAUUCUUUCAAUCAUGUCUUCUACUUUCAAGUUAUGUGCUUUGCCUCCUUAUUCAUUCCAAACAUUCUGAUCUUUUCUCUAGAAUUUAAAUUGCAUUUUUGUUGUUUAAUGAAUAAAUGUAACAUACAUCUUACAAAUAAAUUAAUGCAUUUUCUUACAAUAUAUGAAGCAAUGACAUUACUAUUACCUAUCCUAUUAUUUUUGUUUCAUUUUGAAUCAAAUUCUUUGUUAUUUUUAUAUUCCAGCAAUUUAUUAUUAUACUAGUCUUCUAUUUUAAUUUCACUGUGUUCUGUAGUUAACGUUCUGUAGCUUUUGUAUGUUAUGCAUGAAGUUUAUUUCACGUACAUGAAUCCACUGUGGUGCACUGUUACUAACAUUUGCAUUGCAGAUUAUUUAAAUCAGCUGUUUGGUAUUAUACUAGUAAAUCAUCUUGUGUUUCUAGGAGAAGAGAUGGAGCAGAGGUCUUCAAACUUGGCCCUUUUAUGACUUGUGGACUUCCUGGCUGAGGAAUUCUGGGAGUUGAAGUCCACAAGUCAUAAAAGGGCCCAGCUUGAAGACCCCUGAGAUAGAGGAAGUCGACCAACCUUCAUCUAACAGGAACUACAGUAUAUCAGGAAUGAAUUCUGCCAGGUGGUUUUAACACCUGUAAUACCACCUAUGAAUUUGGGUUUUGUUUUGUUGGAUCUUUUCUUUUACUGAACCAAUACAGUUUCAGUUGAACUGAUAUAUAACAAUGUCUGUCUGUGUGUCUCUCUGUCUCUCUAGCUAUCAUCUGUCAUCUAUCAUCUAUCUAUUAUCUAACUUCAGUUCCCCCAAAUUUAAACAGCUCCAAGCCUAUUGGAUUUUGAAGAGCCCUAAUGACUUGACUUUUUGCCUAGACCUUUGGUGAUGGUGACUGAUAUCUUUUUUCUUCCUCUUUUCCUCCACCCCCUCAGGUUUGUGUUCCUUGCCAUUGUUGUUCUUUUGUCCUGGAUUUGUAUUUUUUUAUAUUAUUUUUGUUCUUACCUGUUUUUAACAAUUGUAAACUGUCCAAAGUUACUGUGUAAUAGUUGCUGUACAAGGCAGUUGCUGAAUGAGGACUUAUUUUAUUAUUUUAUUUGAAUUUAUUUUAUAAAAUUUAUUAGCUACCCAUCUUACCAUAGGGUAACUCUGGGCAUUUCACAGUUAUAUCUAAGCUAAAACACCUAAAGUUAAAAUUGAACAUUAAAACCAAAGAAGCAUGGAGAGGGUGGGAA
Messenger RNA from Crotalus tigris (Tiger rattlesnake), 3354 nucleotides. RefSeq names its product spermatogenesis associated 6 (gene SPATA6). Gene Ontology annotation, molecular function: myosin light chain binding. The transcript has 13 exons. NCBI's taxonomy places the organism in Eukaryota, Metazoa, Chordata, Lepidosauria, Squamata, Viperidae. Bases 192 to 1544 code for a protein of 450 amino acids. Gene Ontology annotation, biological process: motile cilium assembly; spermatogenesis. The record is from RefSeq and is a predicted model, not a curated record.